AGUGAGAGGACGGGAGGACCAAUCAAAGGCUGGGAUGCUGACAGUGCUGGCCAAUCAGACACGGCGAACUCAGACUACGUAAGGGAUUUAAACACUGUGAACGAGAAGGCUGUGUGCUGUCCACUUGUUAAAGGCCUCUGGGACAGAGAAGCAUCUUGGGAAGGACGUGAGAUGGAGGUGCAAAAAGGUAAAGAAAACCUUCCCAGGUCAAGAUUCCAGAGGACUUUCUUGUCAUCCCUGAAGAAUCGCAGAUCAGUGGAAGUUGGGAAGCAGGCAGGAAAAGGUCCAAAACAAUGUGAGAGUAAGACAGAAUCUGUUUCCACCAAACAAGAAGCUGUGAGUGAUAUUGAUAAGGCAAAAGUCAUCAAGAGUUCUAACAUCUCAAGUGGUAAUGCCCCGUCAACUCGCAGGCCUCUGUGCAAUAACAAUCAGGCAUGGCUCAAGCAGAAACCAGUACCAGACAAAGUGGUCAGGUCUUCAGCUGAGAAGCCCACUCCAUCAGUCAGAUUGGGAGAGGACAGAACCAUUAAGUCAAGGUUUCAUGUGCCAAGGGUUGCUGUGGGAAGCACAGCUCCCACACAAGAAGUUAAGGCAGUUUUGGAAACCAAAAAACUCCCACUCAGAGGUGUUGUCAGCGGACAGCAAAAUAUAAAACCCACAUUAGUCCCUACUGGAUCCUCCCUUCAGUCCAAAUCCACCUCAGCCUCCACCGGAUCCUCCCUUCAGUCCAAAUCCACCUCAGCCUCCACCGGAUCCUCCCUUCAGUCCAAAUCCACCUCAGCCUCCACUGGAUCUUCCCUUCAGUCCAAGAACCUGACUUCUGAACCAUCCUCUCAGUCUAAGACUACAGCCUCUGUUGCCUCAUCCCUUCAGUCAAAGACUUCAGCCUUUACUGGAUCAUCCUUACCAUUAAAGACAUCCAAUGAAUCAUCCUUGCCACUAAAGACUUCAACCUCUACUGGAUCAUCUCAUGAGUCAGACAUGUCUAUGGGAUCAUCCUCUCAAUCAAAGACAGGAUCUGCUGGGUCAUCCUCUCAAUUGAAGGGAGUAACCACUGGAUCAUCUCUACAACCUGACACUUUAGCCUCUAUUCAGCCUUCAAAUUCACAAGUACCUACAGUAGAUGCACAGUCAGUUCCAGUUUCUGUGGAAGAUAGCAGCACAAACUCAUCUAGUCAUGUAAAAGUCAAAACUGGCGUAGAAACAAGUUCCAUUGCGUUAGUCAAAUCCAGCACUCAAGAACCUCCGCUAGAUGUGCCACGUUCAUCAUCUGUUACUGAUGAAAACAAAGAAAAAGAACUUGUUGCUUCAAUACCAUCUCAGUCAGUAAAUGUAGCUCAUGAAAGUCAAGGUAAUGAACGGGUAACAUCCACAGCUUUAGAGAAAAUAGUAUCUGAUGAGAGCAAUAAAACUGCAGAUGCUGAAGAAUCUGUUAAAUCGGAGGCAUCCAGCAAUGGUGAUAAGGAGUCGAGCAAGAAAGAAGGAGGCAGUAAAAAGGAUCUUUGGGCCUUGGAUAAUUUUGAGAUAGGCCGUCCACUGGGCAGGGGCAAGUUUGGUAAUGUCUACCUUGCAAGAGAGAAGUCAUCUCAUGUGAUACUAGCUUUGAAGGUCAUGUUCAAAGUUGAGCUGUCUCGAGCUGGUAUAAGUCAUCAGGUUCAAAGAGAAGUUGAAAUUCAAACACAUCUAAGACAUCCAAAUGUUCUCCGCAUGUAUGGAUACUUCCACUGUGAUAAGCGAGUGUACCUUCUUUUGGAGUAUGCUCGUCACGGGGAGCUGUACAAGGUGCUUCGCUCUCAGCCCAACAGUCGCUUCACUGAAUACCAUUCUGCCAACUAUAUUGCCCAGCUUGUAAGUGCACUUAAGUAUCUACACAGCAAAAAGGUUAUCCAUAGAGACUUGAAACCUGAGAACAUCUUGAUUGCAGCUAAUGGUCAACUGAAGAUAGCAGACUUUGGUUGGUCUGUCUGGUCUCCAAAUGAAAGGAGGACAACUCUGUGUGGCACAUUGGAUUAUCUGCCUCCUGAGAUGAUUGAAGGCUGCAAAUAUGAUGAAAAAGUUGACAUCUGGUCUCUUGGAGUCUUGUGCUAUGAGUUUGUGUGUGGAAAACCCUCCUUUGAAGCUGCCAAGAAGUCAGAAACUUUCAAAAGAAUUGCUAGAGUUGAUAUUCGGUUUCCUCAGUUCUUGACAGAUGAAGUGAUCGAUUUGAUUUGCAAGCUAUUGCGCUAUAAUCCCAAGGAACGCCUUUCUUUAGACGCAGUAAUGGACCAUCCAUGGAUCAAGAAACACUACAAUCCUGAUGUUCCACCACCAAACCCAUGUGCAGAUUAAAAGUUUGUCCAUCCAUGUGUGUGUGUGUGUGUGUGUGUGUACUGGAGUUCCAUAGAAAUGUGAAAUACCUUGUAAUUCUACAUACAUUUGGAAUAAUGCAGUUGGUGUACUCUGUAGUCAAAUAAUUCUUAGCAGUGGUUGUUUUUACUUAAGUAUUUACAGAUUUUUAUGUAGCAGGACCGGAAUGUGAAGAACGCUGAGGCUGGCGUUGUGAUCUGCAGCAGAAUUAUACCACUAAGAGUUCACAUUGCUGUCAAAAUGGAGUAUUAUUUUCUUUAUUUCAUAUAUUACUCUAGUAUUUUCUGUUGGUUAGAAUAGUGGCUGUGAUGGCCAGUGUAUGAUGUGACAAUUAAUUCCAAGUCAUUAUGUUGUCAUGUAUAUUAUUAUCUUUUAUUUCAACUGACUUGCUAGAGUAUGUAUUAUAGCAUUGCAAAUCUUUCUUUCCUCCCUUUUAAUCCUUACUUUUGAACCCCAUACUGACACGUCUGGGAAUAAUACUUAAAAGUAAAAACAUAGCUCUCUCUCUCUCUCUCUCAAGUGUUAGAAAAAAGAUGGUAGUAGGAAGUGUUCUUAAAAGCCUCCCGUCCAGGAAGAACAGUUCUCACUAGUAAGUCUGUUGGAUUUGCACCAUUUGCCAUUAAUUUUAUCAUACUAAUUAUGGAACAUUUCCACCAAGAGAAUGAAAGAAGUGUUUUUAUAUCAUAUUUUUACUGACUAAGAUGGGUUUUCUUAUGCUGUAAGUAACUAUUUAUUGCUUACUGUUAAUGAAAUAUGUAUGCAUUAUUAUUGUUUUUCUUGUGUGUGUGUGUGUGGCACCAUAUAGCCAAGUGGCAAAUCUCCCGGAAGAAGUGCUUAGUCUUCGUGCACACACUUGAAUGUUGCUUGGUUCUUUGUCACCAUGGUGUCUCAUUGAGUUUUAUAGCUUUUAAUUUUCAUAUAACCUCAUAACCUUCAUUAAACUGUACAUUCAGAUUUAUCUGUGAUAAGUAUGUAAACUUUCAAAGCAAAUGCAUUAUUGUGACAUCUGAAUAAAAAUACAGAAUUAA
Portunus trituberculatus (swimming crab) is the source of this 3374-nucleotide messenger RNA. Its product is annotated as spindle assembly checkpoint kinase-like. The record is from RefSeq and is a predicted model, not a curated record. Gene Ontology annotation, cellular component: spindle midzone; spindle pole centrosome; chromosome passenger complex. Gene Ontology annotation, molecular function: ATP binding; protein kinase activity. Bases 172 to 2328 code for a protein of 718 amino acids. The transcript is spliced from 11 exons. Gene Ontology annotation, biological process: protein phosphorylation; mitotic spindle organization; regulation of cytokinesis. NCBI's taxonomy places the organism in Eukaryota, Metazoa, Arthropoda, Malacostraca, Decapoda, Portunidae.